AUGGUAAUCCUUAUCGAAUCUGACGGACGAGCUUACCUUUCCAUCCCGAAGGUAGACGUUUUGAGUACACAAAAUUACACAGGUGGGUUUUCAAUUAGUGUAGGGACGGUGGUGGUUGUGGUUGUCGUCGUCGUCGUGGUGACGGUAUUGGUGGUGAUGGCGAUGAUACCGUCGGUCACCGUUACUGUCACCCAUUCCCCGCUUUUGUCCUGCCGUUCAGAUACCUUCUAUGCUAGCCCCAAAGCUCCGUCUAUGCGUAUUUGGGCUUUUUACAUCCUAACAGCCGUGGUGCCGGCAAAUUCCGCUUCCGGAAAAGCCUCGCAACAUAGAUCGCUCGAUCAGGAGAUGCGUGAGGCGGUCGUCAAAAUGCGUAUCAAGGGCGGUGCUGUGGUGGAUCCAGACUCCGGCAUGGAGGACAUCGCCAGUGUGUUGAAGGACAGCAAGGGUCGUCCUCUCUCUGCCAUCCUCGGAAUGGUGGACCUUGUUAAGGGCGUCAAUUCCUACUACAGGUUAGUUCGGAUGUUCAGCCAAAUUGCAUGUUUUGCCUGGUGCAUUCUAUCUAAGCCCCGCUUCCUUCGUACAGGCUGCAGGUCCUCGUCUCAGACAAGGAGCCCAAACGGUACUGGGUUUUCCGCGCUUGGGGCCGCACCGGCACCACCAUUGGUGGCAACAAGAUCGAGUCUUUUGCCAAUGCGCAUUCGGCCACCGAACACUUUGAGGACCUGUACCGUGAGAAGACGGGCAACUACUGGGGCACCAGAAAGGAAGACUUUGAAAAGAUACCCUUCAAGUUCUAUCCUCUGGAGAUGGACUACGGCGAGGUCUGUUACCUCCAUUUUACUUCCUUAUUUACUUGAAGUAGGAAAUUGAAUGUGAUCCUUGGGUUGUGACAGGACCAGUGAACACACCGCUCAUAUGUCCCGUCUGACGUUUGUUUGUCGCAGUCUGUGAAUGGCACACCCUCCCCCCUCACUCUUAUGCAUACUUCGGUCUUUUUUUAUCUAGGAAUCAACGAAGACGAAGGGAGAGGAGAUUCAUCAUAUUCCCUCGAAACUGGAAGUCCGGAUUCAGGCUCUAAUGCGCUUCCUCUUCGAUGAAGUCUCCAUGCAGAAUGCUCUCCGCGAGUUCGAGGUGUGUGCACUUUAUUUGCCUUUCACUAGUUGCUUCUGUUUAGUAUCUGCCUGGAGCCGGUAUUACACCUUCACGAUAUAUAUUUUAUACUACUCGUAGUACUAAUUGUUUGUAGAAUGGACAUUACAUGGUUAUUCCACAGUAGUUGAUUGUCUUCGACUCGAAUUUUUAUUGAAAUUUCAGGUCUGACCCUAAACAGUCAUGUCCCAGUGACCUAACUCCAUGUUCUGUACUGAAUGAUGUCUGAAAUUAUUCAUUUUCUUAUUCCCUGGAGUUUAUAUACCAGAAACCGCAUAGGGAACGCUGCGGUAGCCAUCGAGGAGCCGAGCCCCCCGCAGCUGCGUCACGCAGCCGCAAAAUAUCGACGAAACACGUGUCUGGACUUUUUUUAGUGCCUGUGUUGGCAGUACGGUAUAAUACGUUUGCCAUGUACAUAUCUAUACAUAUUGAAAGGUAGGCACCCCAAGCGAUAUAAGUUGCAAAGAGAUGGGUUCUGUGGGACAAGACGGUUUACUGCGUAAAUUUUCGACGCCGGUUCCCCAGGUCGUCGUCAGACGCAAGCGGAAAGCACUCUUGACGUUAGCUGUUUCUCGCUUUCACAUUUGCUUUCCGCUUGCGUAUGACGACGACCUGGGGAACCAGCGUCGAAAAUUUACGCAAUAAACCCUCUUGUCCCACAGAACCCAUCUCUUUUCAACAUAUAUAUAUAUAUACAUGUGUAAUAGUAGAGGGACCUUACCGAUCGUGUUAAAAAGACAAAGGAGACGUCGCCAAAUCUCUGGUUUGCGCAAUCCAGACUUGGAGCCCAGAGUCUUUGGUCGUUAAAAUAAACUUUCAACCGUUAAGCGACAGCCGUAUCCUCACCCCUGUAUGACUGUCUGGUCCACUCUAGAUUGAGCUCCACAACUCAACGAGACGAGCCCCCUCCGUGUUGUAAGUGUAUUAAUAGGUGAUCCACCCAUGCGUAUAUAUUGCAGUAUUAGCCAUUGAUGAUAAAGGCACUCUACGGGAGCAUUUACUGUUUUGAUGGACUGCACCAGAGAACGUAGCGGACAGUCAAUUUACAAGCUUUAGUACCAACUAAAACGAUAUUUUCGUUUCAAACGGGGCGCCACUUCGCAAACGGACUCACUAUCUGGACUAACGAUUGGCUCUCACUUAUUCGCACCGCGCUUGUUCCCAGUGCCCACCUACUUCUUGCUGGAUGUAGAAUGAAUAACAUCACCCGGCGUUUGAAUUUACUCUUUUCCGACGUCUAAGGGAUCGGGUGGGUGGGGGAGGAGAAAGUGCGGUAGAUGCUGCGCAAGUCGCCGUCCCUGCUCCCUGCACGUUGCUGGGCAACAGCAUCGCUCGCGGCGGUCAAACUGUCAUGUUCUAAGUAACUUGGGGUCUCCGUCUUUGAGUCCGAAGACCUCAUAUUAUGGAAACAUUUUUCUUACACUGCCGUUCCCACUCAUGUUUUUUAACCAAUGCACUAAUUUCCUUCGAUUCAGAAUGCUAACUUGAUAUUUCGUCUUACUCCAUCCUGCUCCUCCUUCCUCAUCGCUACAGAUCGACAUUCGUAAAAUGCCCCUGGGAAAGUUGUCUAAAAACCAGAUCCAGGAGGCCUACGGCAUUUUGGGCGAAUUGAGCAAAUUACUCAGCACAAAGCCACCCAAGUCGGAAGCGGCCAUUGCAUCCAGACACACUGCCCUCAUCAGCAACUCCACUCAGUUCUUCACCCUCAUACCGCACGACUUUGGUCUUAAGGCCCCGCCCAUACUUGACAGUCUGGACGUUAUCAAGACCAAGUCUCGCAUGCUUGAGGAUCUCCUGGAGAUGGAGGUGGCCUAUAGCCUCAUGAAGACGGAUGACAGCCAUGUGAAUCCGCUGGAUGAUCAUUAUGCCAAACUACACAAUCGCAUCGAGGUGUGUUGCCUUUAGUUGGAAACAAAAAGCCCUACUAGUUAUUUUUAAGUAGACACGAAUGUAUACUAAUUUGUUUUUGCUCGUAUUCAGCCGCUUGACCACGAGUCCAAGGAGUUUUUGCGCAUAGUGGAGUACAUGCAGAAGACACACGCCAGCACACACUCUGCAUAUACCCUCGAAGUGGUCGACAUCUUCAGCGUCGAACGCGAGGGUGAGGCGGAACGCUAUCAGGCCUUCAAGGAUUUGUCCAAUAAGAUGCUUCUCUGGCACGGUUCACGACGCACCAACUGGGCAGGGAUCCUGUACGUUCCUCAUGUCUUUGUUCUCCCAUUAAUUCCAAAGACACUUGUGAGGAGUCUCUGGUGUCCUUUUAAAAUACAUUUUUUUCAAGUCUGUGUUGCUUGGGAUCAAACCCUCAGGGUCUUGAGACCAGCGGCGCCGGAUCGCUUUCACGCUUUUACAGUUUUCCGCCGAUGUGUGGACAGUCUUUCCAUUUUAAGAUUCCACCCUCUAAGCAUGAAGAGUCCACAAAGGUUUUUACCUCAACGUAUGCCCUAGGGUUUUCAAAGCGGUUUCUGUUUGGAAUUGUGCUGAAUGCACGCCCCCUCGACAAAUCUAAUUACCUAUACACUUCAUUCGUCUCACCGUCUGAUGGCCGGUGGAAACCUGCCCAAAGGCUGUCACAAGCAGCGAUUUAACUACGACCCCGAAUGCCUUUUUGCGGCUUAAGGACCCGCGUUAAUAUCCCCAUUAUCCGUUAAGGUUGUGUGAUGCAGUUACAGACAUUUCACUAGACAAUUUUAAGAGCUCAGAUACUUUUUUGCGUUCCUUAUUGUACAAGUUUUUUGGCAAGGGUCAAUUCCGCUGUGGGCAUUGAAAGUAAAGUAAGCUGAAAAUCGUUAGUGAGGAAAGUAGCCGAGGCUUAAACGGGAAAUCUGCCGCGAGAUUGAAGGAAGCCUAGAAUUCCCGCCAAAGACCUGGCUGACAGGAAACGCGGAGUAACAAUACCCAAAACCCAACGGUAAAACUAACCAUAACAUCAAAAGUAAACCUAAUCCUUAACGUAAUUAUAAACCUAAAGCCAACCCUAAACAGUAAACAAACCCUAGCCCUAAGCCUAAUCUUAGCCUUAAAAUUAACCAUAACCCCAACCUUACCCGUAGCCCUAACCCUAACUCCAACCUUAACACUGAGCGUAAACCUAAACCGCAAUCCGAACCCUAACUCUAACCGGAACCCUUAAACUUAGCACAAACCCUAACCCUAAACUCAAUUAUCAGUCUGACACUAACCCAAACUCUAAAACUAACUCUACUUAUAAACCUAAACAUCAGGUUGCUAUUUUACGUUUUAGCUUUGGCUAUUUUCCCACUAACGAUUUCAGCAUCCUCCUUAGGCUUACUUUACUUGCAAUGCCCACAUUGCACUUGAACUUGAGACCAAGACAGCGUGACCCCGACCCCUACCCGUUUUCUGCCUAACAGACGACGUAAGACGUGGUGCUCUUGUCUGACGAUCUAUGCCCAUUGCACGACCGAGUCUGAGUCGAUUCUGUUUUUUCAGAGCGUUUGGCCUAAAGAUUCGUUGAUCUGUUAAAAGCCAAACCCUGGACGCGCCAGCACUUGGGGUUCUGGUGUGGGGCUGGCUGAUGAAUGAGCCAGAAGCGUCCGCUCCGGUCUCUUAUCUCUUCCGGUAGCGUUUCUAAUUUUUUUCGUGUCCUCAACAGACAGGAAAGAUUUCAGUCAGCGCCAGUUGUUCUCGGGUUAUUGCAUACGGUGAAGAUUAUCGUAGAUGCGUUCACCGAUCAGGUUACCGGGCAAGCACGCCCAGUUACGCCUUGGGCUUGAUGCACAGCUGCAUAGCGACCGGUAUUCAAUGCAGAGAGGGAGUUAAUGUGAAGGCGAAAUUUCGAGUUCUAGAUGUAUGCACAAGGGAAGAAGAAGAAGAGGGUUCGAGCAUCGGGACAUUUUGUUUAUUGUCCUGAGCUUUCGAAGUUGAUGUUUCUGACUACGAUCGACAGGACAGCGAGCCCCUAACUCAGUGCUAGGGCGCUGGACUACUUGGCGUUCAGUGAGCAAAGAACUCCGGUUCGACUCCGAGGUUAUCAAGACCUUGGAUUGUGUAUGACAGCCAAUCAACCGGAAACGGCCAUCUCGACCUCCUUUGUCUUUAUUAGUACUGGUUUUUUGCUGUGAGGACUUUGGGCAGCCGGGGGUUCAGCGGUGACUUUUGCAGAAGUCGCCCAGACUUGCGCAGAACCUUCCACACCGUCUUUGAAACCUGUUGUUUUGAAAACGUAAGACUGGAGAUUGGCGGGUCCUGCAGGAGUGCUCCCCCAUACACGUCCCGCAACACAGCUGGUUCCUUUUUGCGGUCUAAACCAGGUUACACAAGAAUGCCCCGGCGUUAAGAGAGGGCACUCGCUAACUGCCUCAACUCGAAACGGCAUAGGAAUCUGGCCUCCGGGCCCAACCCAAAAUGAGAGCUGAGUGUCAGGUAGCGUCAGAGUGCGAAAACUACCGUAAGCAUCCAGCCUCCGGGUGCGGUUGCCAAUCCUCCAAAGCGCCCACGCUCCAUUGUGUUCUUAUGGUAGUACAAAGCCGAGAUUACUGGCUUAGUGACUUAAAAGAAAACCGCACAGCCCACGGUCUGCUUCCUAACCCCGCCCCUACGAGGAUUCGUUGGGACAUGAGGUUUCGAAUCUCACGCAAAUGAUUAACAUCAAAGCCAAGUUAAGAUGCCGUUGACUGGCAACCCUUUAGAGUACAAGUGACAGCGUGUGCCAGAUUUAGCCGCUUCAGACUUGUCACUGCGAGGAUUGUGAGAAUUCGCCACUAGGUUGGAUUCCUCUUCACUGUGUAACCCACAUUCUUCCUGCAUGCACUAGUCGAUUGUCUGAGCCGCCCAAGUAACCGGUGGUUGGGAUGACUAACGUUGUGUAAAGACCUUCGUCGACGGUGUGCCGCCCUCCUUUACGCUCAGGGACACGCACAGACUCGAUAAAACCUCAUGAAGGCGUUUGAUGGGCCAGUGUGACCCUCGACACACACGCAGCAUAGUCCGUUUGAGAGUGUGUUUAUGUGUGCCUGUAUUAUGUAAUGCAUGGAUCUAUUAGGCCACAUGGGCGGUAGAAAACCACCGGCUGUUUCACGCCAUCACUCCCCCUCCUCACUGGCAUCUCACCGCACAUCCACAUCACCCAACUGCCACCUCCCGCGCAAAUGGGAAGUGCGCGUCUCGUUCCCUUCACCAUGUGGUUCCCCUGCUGAAUGUAUGAUCGCAGUCUGUAAAGAAGACAGUGCGUCGAGCACCAUGGCUCGGAAGGCAGCCGACUGACGCCCCAACUCAGUCCACGCAGUCCGCCCAGUUGUGCGUUUGUGUUGUGUGUAGUGGUGGACAUCUCGGUCCCCAUGCGGCUUCGGCUGCACGGGUGACUUGGGUCCGAGACUAUCCCGACACGUCAAGCGUCGUGGAUAGGAAGGUUGCUGAUUGACGCCUGCUCUCGGUUCACGCAGUUCGUCGCGUUGUGUGUGUGUGUGUGUGUGUGUGUGUGUUGUGUGGAGUGGCGGACUGGUGGGCUUGGAACGGGCUGAAACAGCACCUUCCACGGCACUCUCACGCAAGUGAGAGACACGCCGUUCAACCCCCGUUGUGUGAAAUCCUGGUGUUUGUGUGUGUAUGGGGGGCCAGGUCGUGCCGUGGCGCGCGCAGUCAUGGUCAGUCGACCAUGACAGCCACCGCGCCCAUUUUCCACUCCAGUCUGCUGACCGGCUCGGAGAGCGACUGGGGUGUGGGAUGGGAAGGGAGAGUGAGGUCGACGACUCAGCGCACUUUCUCCUCACUAUAAACAAUCUGACGCGCUUGAAGCUAUCACGGUGCGCUAAAAGCCGUGGCUUAGGAAGGUUGUCAACUGACGGGUAACUUGGACCUCCUCCUUGACCGGAGGCGGUCUGAGAGUCAGGCUGCAAUGGCUCCUUUUUAAUGUGGCCUUUAUGGCACUCCCAUCACAGUGUGGGAUCCGAGCCAGGCGUUGGCGGCACGCCCAGGUGCGGCUUCGGCCGUGCCAGCCUCCAAAUCUCUCUUGUGUUGGUUGAAAUCCUGGUUAUUUGUUGUGUGGACCAGGGGGUGUGGUGGAACGCCAAGGUGAGGAUCCGUCCGAGCCAUCCACCUGCGGCCUCUCUCGGCUCCGGUCUUCUUGACUCUGUCUUGACACCGGGCUCGGGCAAGGGAGGAGGAGAGAGUGUAGGUAGAUGCUACGCAAGUCUACCGGCACUAUAAACCCCUGCGUAAGUCAUCGUCUCUGCUCCCAUUGCUGCUGCAACUGUGGGGCACACGGUGGACAUCAUCGAAACCGAUGGUCGAACUGUCGGUGGACUACUGAGCUUAGAACCAGACUGUCACGGCCCCUUCUCAAGCGAUCUGUGACACUCAUGCAUUUGAGGAGUGUUUUUGUCAGUGCUUUAUGAGUAGUGCAUCUAUGUCAACGACUGUUUAGUUACCCAACUUUAAGAGUAAAGGCCCAGGCUAAAUGCAGGAUCACGUAUCGCCCAUCUAGAUCAAAAGGUUCUAAAGCGUGUGCUGUCCCCGGUUCAGCAAACCAUGACCCACGCAGCCGGGUAUGCGUCGGCAGUUCUCUGGCACCUGGUUCCCUGCCGGUAGAUGCGCUUGCGCUCCCGCCAGGUAUACAACUGGUAGGCAUGGCUGCUCAGUCAUCACCCUCGUCCUCCAAACCCCUGUUGGGGUGUUGUCGCUGUUGUUGUUGGUGAAAAAUCCUGGUCAAGUGUAUGUUGUGAACCACGGGAUGUGGAGUGGAACGCCAAGGCGCGGGCUCGACCGUGCCAUCCGCCUGUACCCCCGCCCGCUUCCGGUCUUCUUAACUCUGUCUUGAAACCGGGUCCAGGUGGGGAGUGGGGGAAGGGGAGAGUGCGGUAGAUGCAGCGCAAGUCUACCCUCUCUAUAAACUAAUUCACACGCAAGUCACCGUGCCUGUCGCACCUUGCUGUGGAGCACACGGUGGACGUCGUCGGAAUCGACGGUCGAAUUGUAAUGUUUUAGGGGAUGUCUGUGCCGUAGUGUUUACUGUGGGAUUACAGUGCGGACACAGAAGGCGUGACUGGCAAGUUUUGGUAGGCCUUGAGACUCUGGUUCCCAGGUCACACUGGGACGCUUUCGCAAGUGUGAACCUACCAGACGCAUAUGUGAUUCAUGCAGCCACUAUUCUAAUGCGUGCAUGUGUUCUUCUGCUGUGAAGCACUUUUUUCUGACUAACAGCUGGCUGGACUUUUCUUUCAAAAUGAUCUUGUCCACUUUGAUUGGCGUCUUGCGUUCCUUUCCGCACAGGGCUCAGGGUCUUCGCAUCGCCCCUCCCGAAGCGCCCGUUACUGGCUACAUGUUCGGGAAGGGUAUCUACUUCGCAGACAUGUGCAGUAAGUCGGCCAACUACUGUUUCCCCAGCCACGAAACGCCCCAGGGCUGCCUGCUGCUCUGUGAGGUGGCGCUGGGCAAUAUGCACGAAUGUUCCACCGCUGAUGAUUCUAAACUGAAGGGCGAAUACAAUAGUCGAAAAGGUAUGGAGUGUUUUUUUAAUACUAAAUUUCGUCUACUGCGCUGCGCUCAGUAGUUAUGUUUUAACUGCCGCAUAUUUUCUAAUCGCUCCACAGGUGUUGGCGCGACCUGUCCUGAUCCGGAUACCUACUACACCGACGAGAACGGGGUGGUCUACCCCACUGGUCAGCCAAAGAGUACCGCGGUUUCCGGUCACCUCCUGUACAAUGAGUUUAUUGUCUACAAUACGGCUCAAGUGAGGCAGAAGUACCUUGUCUGGGUCAACUUCAAGUUCAAGUAG
Messenger RNA from Spirometra erinaceieuropaei, 8884 nucleotides. The record is from the annotation of a GenBank genome assembly. NCBI's taxonomy places the organism in Eukaryota, Metazoa, Platyhelminthes, Cestoda, Diphyllobothriidea, Diphyllobothriidae.